Parnassius apollo (apollo) is the source of this 2913-nucleotide messenger RNA. The record is from the annotation of a GenBank genome assembly. NCBI's taxonomy places the organism in Eukaryota, Metazoa, Arthropoda, Insecta, Lepidoptera, Papilionidae.
AUGAUGGAAUACGGAAGAACGCGCAAAGGGCCGCUGCCUGGAGGUCGCCAGGGCGCGUCUGGAGCUGGCGCUGGACGCGGCAGCAUGCGAACCGCCAGCCGAGCGCGAGGUGCUGCACGACCACCCAGCAGCCCCUCGCAUCCAUCAUCCCCACCAGCUGGCUUGGUGUCGGCAGGGUCUUCGCGGGCCCAGCAAUCGGCACCCGCCUCUGGUGGAGUACGCCGCAUGCGUUGGACAACCCAGAUGAACAGCAACGCAUUGCGGGCGUAUUUUGGGGCGAAAGGGGGAGAAACUGGAUGUUUGGCGUAUCGGGCUAGGAUGCAUCGUCUCUUUGCUGAGCUGGAGCCAUCUUUAACCGUCACAGAGCAAAACCUGGCAGACCGAGUUCGGUAUAUCUUGCGCUCAAAUAUAUUUGAUGUCGCCGAACUCGAACGGCUACGACGUGAGGCUGUUCCCUCGUCGGAUGAGAAUGCUACGGCUGAGGAUGCGGCGCCACAAAUGGUAGAGCAACCCGCAAACGUGGAUGCCGCCGUGAAUACCCCAGUUGUGGUUGAUUCGAACGAUGAUGGAACAGUCGCCCAGGAACUGGAAUUAGAGCAUAUGAGGAGUACAUUGGAAGAGGCGAUUGUGGAAACGCGCAGUACGCCUCUCGAAAAUCGACCGCGACUUCCCCGCAUAGCCCUAAGCAAGCGGAAUCGGGCUGUCGUGAGGGCUCUGAACCCAAUGCUGGUGACCUAUUUGGAAGCCAGCCGGGACCUUUGCGAGACGGACUCAAUUCUUUUUGGCGCCGCGCUGGCAGUCUGCCGUAUCAUAGGCGCCAAGAUUUCCACGGUUGGACGCGCUACUGGCCAUAGUAGCGCUAUCCCAGCAUGGAGAAGAAGAAUUGAGGAACGUAUCGCAAAGACUAGAGCUCUCAUCGGCAGACUGAUAUGCUUCAGAUCAGGCAACAACAGGCCAAGAAUUGUGCGCACCGUCAGGAUGGCGUUUGCUGGGACAAAUGUCAGUUUGUCCCAGCCGGAUAUAACGCAAAAACUGACGGAGCGCAUAGAUGAUCUGAAGCAGAGAAUCGCUGCUUGGGGAAAACGGAUUCGGCGAUAUACCGAGAGGUCGACACGGUUCAACCAGAAUCGUCUCUUCCAGAGUGAUCAGAAGAGGCUCUAUGAAUCAUUGGAGCGACCAAUGGUAAGUGGAACGGGUCCAGCACCGAAUCAGGCCGACACUGUAGCAUUCUGGCGCGGCCUGUGGUCAGAGCCCGUAAACCACAGCGAGGGCCCUUGGACGGAAGUUGUGGCGAGUCAGUGUGCGGGUAUUACGCCCAUGGACCCCGUCAUCAUAACGCCGGAUGACGUAGCUGAGGCGGUCCGUAGGGCCCCGAACUGGAAAAGUCCGGGGCUUGACGGGCUGCAUCACUACUGGCUGAAGGGGUUCAUGGUGUGUCACUCUGUGCUUGCCCGACAGUUUCAAGAGGCUCUCAACCAGAAGUCGCUCCCAAGCCUCUUCACUACUGGGAUCACUCAUUUGGUUCCUAAAGACCAGGAGCAUAUGAGGAGUACAUUGGAAGAGGCGAUUGUGGAAACGCGCAGUACGCCUCUCGAAAAUCGACCGCGACUUCCCCGCAUAGCCCUAAGCAAGCGGAAUCGGGCUGUCGUGAGGGCUCUGAACCCAAUGCUGGUGACCUAUUUGGAAGCCAGCCGGGACCUUUGCGAGACGGACUCAAUUCUUUUUGGCGCCGCGCUGGCAGUCUGCCGUAUCAUAGGCGCCAAGGUUUCCACGGCUGGACGCGCUACUGGACAUAGUAGCGCUAUCCCAGCCUGGAGAAGAAGAAUUGAGGAACGUAUCGCAAAGGCUAGAGCCCUCAUCGGCAGACUGAUAUGCUUCAGGUCAGGCAAUACCAGGCCAAGGAUUGUGCGCACCGUCAGGAUGGCAUUUGCUGGGACAAAUGUUAGUUUGUCCCAGCCGGAUAUAAUGCAAAAACUGACGGAGCGCAUAGACGACCUGAAGCAAAGAAUCGCUGCUUGGGGAAAGCGGAUUCGGCGAUAUACCGAGAGGUCGACACGGUUCAACCAGAAUCGUCUCUUCCAGAGUGAUCAGAAGAGGCUCUAUAAAUCAUUGGAGCGACCAAUAGUAAGUGGAACGGGCCCAGCACCGAAUCAGGCCGACACGGUCGCAUUCUGGCGCAGCCUGUGGUCAGAGCCCGUAAACCACAACGAGGCCCCUUGGACGGAAGUUGUGGCGAGUCAGUGUGCGAGUAUUACGCCCAUGGACCCCGUCAUCAUAACGCCGGAUGACGUAGCUGAGGCGGUCCGUAGGGCCCCGAACUGGAAAAGUCCGGGGCUUGACGGGCUGCAUCACUACUGGCUGAAGGGGUUCGUGCUACGAUGUGAGGCUGUUCCUUCUUCGGAUGAAAAUGCUACGGCUGAGUAUGCGCCGCCACAACUUGCAGAGAAACCGGCAAACGUGGAUGCCGGCGUAAAUACCCCAGUUUUGGUUGAUUCAAACGAUGAUGGAACAGUCGCCAUGGAACUGGAGCUGAAGCAAAUGAGGAGUUCAUUGGAUGAGGCGAUUUUGGAAACGCGCAGUACGCCUCUCGAAAAUCGACCGCGACCUCCCCGCGUAGCCCUAAGCAAGCGAAAUCGGGCUAUCGUGAGGGCUCUGAACCCAAUGCUGGUGACAUAUUUGGAAGCCAGCCGGGACCUUUGCGAGACGGACUCAAUUCUGUUUGGUGCCGCACUGGCAGUCUGCCGUAUUAGGCCCAAACUUUCCAUGGCUGGACGCACUACUGGACAAAGUAGUGCUAUCCCAGCCUGGAGAACAAGAACUGAAGAACGUAUCGCAAUAGCAGGCCAAGGAUUAUGCGUACCAUCAGGAUGGCGUUUGCUGCGACAAAUGUUAGUUAACCCCAGCCGGAUAUAA